Molecule: messenger RNA, 1868 nt
Organism: Ooceraea biroi (clonal raider ant)
Lineage: Eukaryota; Metazoa; Arthropoda; Insecta; Hymenoptera; Formicidae
Source: RefSeq, a predicted model, not a curated record
CACGGCCGGUAUAAGCUUCUUCGUGCCUUUCACAUCAAAUUUGCGGUGUUGCUCGUCAUGCUACUGGCUGGACCUACGGAAGAAUUUUUUUUCGAAUAGUGAGUGAAUAGUCUUUUUCUGUAUCUUUGUGUUUACACGAGAAGACAUGGGCGCUCGCAGAAAAAAAUUCGAGAGGGACAAAAUCUUAAGAUCCCUCUAAAGAAACUCAAGUAAAAAACAAGGAAAAUUUUCAUUUCGAAACUUAUUGUAUCAGACAUAUAAUUUAUGUGUUUUCUUUUCGUUUUAUUUAUGAAUUUUUCAAUUUAUGAUUUAGAAUUUUAACAUUGCAAUUUUUCAAUUCCAGGGGGGAAGGCAACUGCCUCUCCUUGCCCCCCUCCGGGCGCCCAUGCAAGAAAUUAAUUUUCGGGAAAUUUUAAGUGCCUCGAAAUUACUGUACAAACGGUCAAGGAUGACUUUCUCGUUGAAAAUAUCGAACAAAGUCAUCGACUAUUAUUCUGCGAGUACGACACUUCGAUUCCUAGAAAGGCAAACUCUUGAAAUUGAAAAACCAUGCAUAAGAAAUGUACAACAAACAAGGAGUAGCCUUAGCCUCGAGAAUACUUGGGGAAUCUUCGAUCCGUUUCAAGGAUUCUAUACUGAACUUCUGCCUGUCACAUUUCAGUCCUAGAAAGGCUCUGACAGAGUUUUUUCAGUCAUUGAGGACAAAAAAGCAACCGCCCAAGCAGAAUGUACAACACUAUCACAUGCAUUACUAUCCAAUGCCCUUGACUCUGUUGGGCUGGAUGAAAGCGCCGGACAAGCAAGAACUCGACAAGCUGUACGAAGAUCGUCUCACGUCAUUCGGAUGGACAGAUUACCACUACAAGUUCUCGCCCGAUCCUUCAAUAAUCAUGUCGGGCUUUCCACCGUUAUGGGAUGAUACGGAUUUAUGGAACGAGGAAAUUACAGGUCCCGAUAACGUGCGUGCCACGAUCGAUCGUAACGCCAAAGGCAUAUUGCUGCGAGUUCCUGUCAAUCAGCAGUUUGUGCUCCAUUUGAUGAAGAAACGAGGACAGAAAGAAACGGCGGUCUGAGGAUUGUUGAUGCGUUGUCGCUUAACCGCCGUGCUCCAUUCUAAUUGAACUUUGGACUAAUUAUUGGGAGAUUAGUCUUUAAGCACUUGUUUCGUGCGUAACUCCGUGGCAAAUCGUGUUAUUUAUUAAGCGUAAUUGACACACAGAUGUUAUCAAAACUGUUCUCGUAUUUUGAUACAUAUCUGUAACAGAGAUUCGUAACUAAGAUAUUAGCUGGAUGUCUAAUUCUUAAACCUAUUCUUAAUAUUUUUUAAUACUUCUCAAUGUACUCUGUAAUUUACAAUUUAUGAUAUAAUUUACUUAUUAAUUAAUUACUGUCUUUGAUUGAGUAUUAUAUAACUCUUGAUUAAUCAGCCUCUAUGGGACUGGACUUUAAGCUGGAUAAUGAAUGGCUGAUUAAUCAAAAAAGCAUACAAAAUAACAUUUAGUUUGUAAAUCGGAUUUAAAAAGUAUGUAUAUAUGUUGUAUAUAGAUUUUUCCCCAAGAGAAAUGAUCCCUGACAAAUGGUUAAAAAAACAAUAUUAACUGAAAAAAAUAUGUACACGAAGCGACUACGAUCCAAAAAGUAACUACUAACUGAAGCGUAAGCUCGAUAACUUUCAAACUUAUGAUUAGCAGUGCUCUUACUUAACUUUACUUUACUUUCCGUACAAAGAAAAACAACUUUUAUAGUCGAUCCGACUGGCAAUGAGCACAGACUAAAAAAGAUGGACCAACAGGAAAAUGUAAUAAAAUUUCUUUUAUUUUAAUGAUUAUAUUCUGAUGCAUUUCGUUGUGAAAUAUAUGUUAAAAAAU